This is a messenger RNA of Melanaphis sacchari, 2678 nucleotides long. It is a transcript of the gene RNaseZ, whose product is annotated as ribonuclease Z, mitochondrial. Gene Ontology annotation, cellular component: mitochondrion. The record is from RefSeq and is a predicted model, not a curated record. Lineage: Eukaryota; Metazoa; Arthropoda; Insecta; Hemiptera; Aphididae. The coding region runs from base 165 to 2645 and encodes 826 amino acids. The transcript has 13 exons. Gene Ontology annotation, molecular function: 3'-tRNA processing endoribonuclease activity. Gene Ontology annotation, biological process: mitochondrial tRNA 3'-end processing.
UCCGAUUAUCAAAUGUAGCGAAUACCAAAUACCAAAUUACCUAUUAUUUUGUAAAACACAUUUUUGAAGUUUGAACCCCAAUUUUUUUUCUUAUCGUUAAUACUUAAUAUAACAUUACUUCUUUUUAAUUAUUUUGAUAAAUUACAAAGUUAAUCUACCGAUUAAUGUCGUUUAAAUUAUUUGACAAAUUACCAUUAAAAUUUAUAUAUACGAAUUGCCAGUUAUUUUAUUUCAGCAAUCCAAAUACAAUACUAAAACAAAUGGCUAAGAACAUCUCACAAUCUACUGCUACUGGUAAACAGAACAAAUUUAAAAUCAAAAGCAAGUCCAAAUUUCCACCGGGUAUAGUGAAAAUUCAAAUUCUUGGCAGUGGAGCAAAUGGUGCUCCAAGGUGCUUAUAUUUGUUUACAGAUCAUUCUAGGUACCUUUUUAACUGUGGAGAGGGUACACAAAGAUUGGCACAUGAACAUAAAAUGAAACUAUCAAAGUUGGAACAUGUGUUUAUCACACAUUCAAAUUGGUUAAAUAUUGGCGGUUUACCAGGAUUAGCUUUAACUGUUCAAGAUGUUGGUGUACCAAACAUAGAACUGCAUGGACCACAAGGAAUAGAAGAAUUAUUUGUUGCUACUAAAAGAUUUGUAGUAUUACGAGAUCUAAAAAUUACAGCUAGUAAAAGUGAUCCUUUUACGCCAUAUGAAGAUAAUGCAAUAGUUGUCCAUUAUGUGCCAUUGAUAUCAAACAAACGAUGUGACGAACUUCGAUCAAUGUCCGAAAACUCAAUUGAAAUAAAUAAUUCACAGGCUCAACAUGUUGAUGAUACUUUAGAAGAUGAUACUAAUUACUAUGACUAUGAAAAUAUACAACAAUCAGAUAAAAAAGAAAAAAAUAAACGUAAAAGAAGCAAUUCUGAACCUAGAACUGAUGAUAAAAAAUUUAUAACUGAUAGUACUUUGAGUAGAAUUAGUAAUAUUGCCAUGUCAUAUGUUUGUCGCCUUAAACCAAAACCAGGAGUUUUAGAUUUGGACAAAUGUGUUUAUCAUAAUGUUCCUCCUGGACCAUUAUUGGGAUUAUUAAAAUCUGGUAAAGAUAUAACCUUAUCUGAUGGAACCCUAGUUAAAUCAAGUGAUGUAACAUCUCCUGAUGAUCCAGGACCAGUUUUUAUUGUUGUUGAAUGUCCAAGUGAAGAUUAUAUUGACUCUUUAUUGAAUGAGUCAAUCUUUUCAAAACACCAACGUGGUGUUAUUAAUGAAGAUGAUAUUGCAUUUAUGGUUAUUCAUUUUACUCCACAGGAUGUGAGAAACGAUCCAAGAUAUAUAUCAUGGAUGAAAUUAUUUCCACCUGAAACAUUCCAUUUAUUGUUAAAUAAUGAAAAUAAAUGCCUGGGUAGUACUGCAAUACAUAGAAUACAGUAUAAGCUGAAUAUGUUAGAUGAAAAUAUUUAUCCAUUAUUAAAAGACAAUGGCAUUCCUAAUAUUAACCAACAAGAAAAAAUAAUCGACACAAAUUCUAUAACAAUAAAUGGACAAACCAAUUUAUCAUUUAAUUUGAGACCAUGCAAAUAUAUAGACAGGUCUAGCACCUUAAUUUUAGAUGUCGAUGAGUUUAUUGCAGAAACAUUUAAGGUUGAUGGAUUUAAAGAAAAAUUAGCUCAAGUAAAGCAGGACAUUUUAAAUGCUUCUCCUACAGAUACAAACAUUUAUCCUAAAAUUACAUUUCUUGGUACAGGCUCAUGUAUACCAAGUAAAACGAGAAAUACUAGUGGUAUUCUAAUGUACACUGGUGAGAACGAAUGUGUAUUGUUAGACUCUGGAGAAGGAACAUACGGACAAUUAGUACGACACUUUGGUGUAACUGGUGCUGAAACAGUAUUGAGAGACUUAAAAGCUAUUUAUGUAUCUCAUUUACACGCGGACCAUCAUAUUGGCUUAAUUGGAAUAUUAAGCGUACGUCAACAAAUGAAAGCAAAUGGACUGCUUAAACUGGAUCAGCCUGUAUAUUUAUUAGCACCUGUACAAAUUAUGACUUGGUUAAAUUUUUAUCAUAGAAGAUUUACAGCACUAAAUGAAGAAUUUCAAAUUGUGUCUAACUCAGAUUUGGAUUUUGAAUCGUCAACAAAGUUAAGAAUAAAAGAUUUAUUAAAACAGACUAAUAUGUCAGACAUAGAAACUACUUUAGUAAGACAUUGUCCUAAUGCAUUUGGUGUAUCAUUUACUCAUACAAAUGGUUGGAAAGUAACGUAUUCUGGUGAUACAAUGCCUUGUGAUUCAUUAGUCAAAUUAGGAAAGAAUAGUAAUCUUUUAAUACAUGAAGCUACAAUGGAAGAUCAGUUAGUGGUUGAAGCUAGACGGAAAAUGCAUUCAACUAUGUCUCAAGCUAUAAAUAUUGGCAAAAAAAUGAAUGCUAAAUUUACAAUACUCACACAUUUUAGUCAGCGUUAUGCAAAAAUUCCAUACAUGCCAAAUAAUGAUCUUCCAAGUAAUGUUGGAAUUGCUUUUGAUAAUAUGGAGAUUGCACCAAAUGUCUUACACAAAUUACCAUUAAUGUAUCCUGCACUCAAGAUGAUAUUUGCAGAACAUUUUGAAGAAAUGGAAGCAAAGUGUUUUAAACUGAAAUUAAAAGAAGAAAAAGCUAAAGCUCUGAAAUAAAACAAAUACAAAUAUUGUAUUGAAUAUACCUUU